ACAGCUUGAGACAAGCAGCCUUGUCCGUGCGUCAUUGCGCACGCCGCUGCCGCGCGCUCCCCAACAGUAGUUUAUCAGAGAUCGCUGACGGAGCACAACCAGUUGUUUAUUUGCAGGCAGAAGUGCGUGCGCGAAUCAGCAGGUGCCGUUGCCGUCAAAAGCUGAUUUAAGUCUAGCCUAGAAGACUGUAAUGUUCAGUGCGAAAAGAUGUUUCGGAUCCUUAUUUCCUGGAUACGAUUGGAUAUAUGAGGUUCGAUCGGUCAUCUGCCUUUACAGAUAGACUUCACCCAGCACCACCAGCAACACCUUUGCUUCUCCAAGCAUCAUGACUCUGUCCGUGUCCGGAGGGACUCUGCUGUUCACUCUCCUCCUCAUUAGCAGGUUGUUGGAGAACGCGUUGCUCAACGCUGAGGUGAAGGAGGGAGAGAUCCUCCCGCCCACCAUUCAUAAGCUGAUGAAAGGCUACAACAAGUACCUCCGGCCUUUCUUUGACAAUGGACCCGUAUCUGUGGGCAUGAGCUUGGACAUCGCCAGCAUUGACACCAUCUCAGAGAUCAACAUGGACUACACGGCCACCAUCUUCCUGCGUCAGCGCUGGACCGACGAGAGGCUGGUGUUCCAGGGGAACAAGAGCCUGAGUCUGGACGGACGCCUGGUGGAGCUGCUGUGGGUGCCCGACACCUUCAUCGUGGACUCCAAGAAGUCCUUCCUCCACGACAUCACCGUGGAGAACCGGCUCAUCCGCAUCUUCCCCAACGGCACCGUCCUCUACGCACUGAGGAUCACCACCACGGUGGCCUGCAACAUGGACCUCACCAAGUACCCUAUGGACAAGCAGACGUGCACCCUUCAGCUGGAGAGCUGGGGCUACAACAUCAACGACCUGACCUUCCACUGGACCAGGGGGAACGAGUCUGUGAGCGGGCUGGACACCCUGAAGCUGGCCCAGUACACCGUGGAGGACCACUACACCUCUGUCUCUGAGGCCAUCUAUGAAACCGGCCACUACCCCAAGCUGGUGUUCCACUUCGAGCUGAAGAGGAGCAUCCUCUACUUCAUCCUGGAGACCUACGUGCCCUCCAGCCUGCUGGUGGUCCUCUCCUGGGUCUCCUUCUGGAUCUCACAGUCCUCCGUCCCUGCUCGCAUUUGCAUAGGGGUGACCACGGUGCUGACCAUGACCACCCUGAUGAUGGGGGCCCGCACCUCGCUGCCCAACGCUAACUGCUUCAUCAAGGCCAUCGACGUGUACCUGGGCAUCUGCUUCAGCUUCAUCUUCGGGGCCCUCAUCGAGUACGCAGUGGCCCACUUCUGCACGCUCACCUACACCGAGUCCAUGUACGGCCACCACAUGCAUGAUGCAUUCGACGACGAGAUGAACGGCAUCAUCACCACCAUCGCCAGCAACUCCAACCGGGCCAAGAGACGCAAGGAGGCCAACGCCGCCGCCAACGCCGCCGGCGCUAACGCGGCCCCGGUGGAGAUCGCCCUCACCCCGUCCAGCCCCUCAGGGAGCGAGCCCAGGCUGGAGGCCCCGCCCGAGGUGCCCCGCCACUGGUGCUUCACCGUGCUGGCCGUCCUGCGCAAGGUGCUCCGGCGGGCCAUGAACUGCUGCCACGUAGAGAACCCCCACUACAUAGACAACUACUCCCGGGUCACCUUCCCCCUGUCCUUCGUCAUGGUCAACCUGCUCUACUGGACCUACUACCUGUACUUCUAGCGGGACGCUCGCUAAGGGCGGGCUCUCGGGUUUGGGGUCGGUAGGGCAGUGUGCUGCACUAUGUAGGGAGAUAGUGUGUGUGUGUGUGUGUGUGUGUGUGUGUGUGUGUGUGUGUGUGUGUGUGUGUGUGUGUGUGUGUGUGUGUGUGCGUAUGUGUGUGUGUGUGUGUGUGUGUGUGUGUGUGUGUGUGUGUGUGUGUAUGUGUGUGUGUGUGUGUGUGUGUGUGUGUGUGUGUGUGUGUGAGGUUUUGUUCACCGUUCUGUUAUUUUCCGUAUUUUUCCACCAUGUGGUGUGUGUGUGUGUGUGUGUGUGUGUGUGUGUGUGUGUGUGUGUGUGUGCGUGGUCCCUGUCUGGUGAGUUGGCCGUAUCUGUAUGGGUCGGGGCAAAGACAAUGUAUUCCGAUUCAUCGGGGGCGAUUCCCGCGGGAGAAAAGUAGUGAUGAAUAAUUUUCCUAAUCUUAAUUUUGUAAUCAAUUGGCCGAUGGUGAUGUCUUCAUUGCAUAACAACAGCUGUGUCAGGGUUAACUGUAGCCUGAAUCAAUGCGCGUUGAGACUGUGUGUACAGAUGGUAUUGCAAUGGCGUGUGUCUGUUCACGAGACAUAUCUUGUGGCCUUGAUCCAUUCAGUAUUGUGUUAUGUCAAUUGCUACCCGGAUGGUUGCCAUGGACGCCAGUGCUGUUUUAUCCAAAUCUGUAUCAAUGUAGGAUUUUGGUUUGAUAAUGGGUCUGUUUGUUUGUUUACCGGUCUGUUUGUUUGUUACCUGUGCCCCCCCACCCCCCCCCCCCCAGGCCAAGAUAUUUGCAAUAAGCAGGUGCAGGCUAAAUCCCCCCAGGGGGCAGGGGGGCAGGGGGGCAGGCCAUGUGCAGCGCGUAUGGUGUGCUGAGCUGGGCUAGCCAGACCCCUAGGUUCAUGUGAGACACUGGAGUGUGGUGGAGGGUGCAGUAUUUCAACAGGAUGUCAUCAUCGGUGCAUUAUUCAGAAAGUGCACAGGGUCAGCCUCUGGCUUGAGGGCGUCUCGUGGCGUUUCGUCUCUGAUCGUAGCGUAGCGGUGUGGGUCCGCUGUCGUCCGGGCAACAAGAGAGAGCACGUACCGCUCUGCAUUCUGGGAAGACAAAGAUUACAAUUCACUCUUUUCGGUUCAUCUUCUUUUUGAAUGAAUCCCCUUGACCGUGGAGAAUUUUUUCCGUCUUUUAUUUUGGUUGCUUUCUUUCAAUGUAUUCAAAGCAUCGUUCUCUGUCAGCAUGCAGUGACGAGAUUGAACAUUACAAAUUUCAAAGUGAUGAAAUCCGGAUCAAUCAGUAAUGCAUGUUUAUUUCCUACUUCUAUCCAGUCAUUUCUGUUCCAUCCUCAUGCUCAAUUAAUGCAAGAAAAUAUUUAAUGAUGCAACCGGCCAUAAAGACAAAGACGAGUCUCUAUAGUUUCAACACAAAUUGCUUUUCAUUCGUUAUGUACAGAGUAUGAUACCAUAAUUUACCCACACAGGAAUUUGCAUUGUUAAUUGAAAGGCAUUAAUAUUACUCUUCAUACAAGUUUUGAUUUAUUAUUUUAAAGUUCAAUCAAAUAGAAGUCAAACACAGACUUGCUUUACUACUGAUUUCAAAUUAAUAUCUUCUUUAAUUCCUUUUUAUGCCUGAUUAUGACUUCCUGCUAAUGAGCUUUUGAUUUAUAUCUUAUAUUUUCUGCAUGCUUAUGAUGUGUCAUCUUCUUUUUCAUUUUUUUGCAUUUAACUCCCUCUCUGAUAAUUAACAAUUAAUUUCAGGAAUGUUAUGCCUAUAAUCUUGCCGAUGUCAUUAUCAUUGAUUCAAUGGAAUUACAUUUUUUGAACCACGUUUGCAUUGAAAUGAUGUGUUUGUAGGAUACAGAGACUCUUUCUACAUCCAAACGUAUGAACAUUGAAGCUCUAUGGAAUAACGCUCUUCAGAAUGAGGUGAAUGACGACUCAAUGAAAGGAAUAAUGUGAAUAUUGACUUAGACUUAAAGAUCUGAUAGGACUUGGACUAGUUAACUUCUUGCAGAAUAAAACUGUUGAUGAGAGCCACAAUAUAGCCAAAGAACAACAGGUCACAAUCCACUAGGAUACAAACUCAACAUUUCCUCAUCUGCCGAUGCGGUCACCCUUGACCAUUGGAAGGGUUCUUGAAAGCAUGAUUCAACAGCAAAAUCUUCAGUGCUUCACACAUUGAAGGGACACCUAUUUGAGUUGGUGAGUGACGUUUAAGGAAGGGUGGGGCUUUGAAGAACAAGAAAGAUGUAAAACGGCCGUUUAGGAAAUAUAUAUAUAUUUUUUUCUUUUCUGGAAAAGUGGACAAUUGUCAAAGGCGAAUGGAAAAAAUGGUACACUACACAUUUUUUUCUGUUCUUGGACAACGUCAAGUAGAAUCUUCCGAUAUUGUUGGUUGUUUAUCUAAUUGUUUUGGCACAUCUUCCAGUGACAUGUAUUUAUAUUAUAUAAUGUUAUGAAGGAAUUUUGGUUGGCUUAAGCUAUGUACAAAUGUAAUAACACUAUGCAUGGAAAUUUGAUGUAUGAAUACUAAUCAUAGUAAUAAAAAUUGUAAAACUUGCAA
This is a messenger RNA of Gadus macrocephalus (Pacific cod), 4280 nucleotides long. RefSeq names its product gamma-aminobutyric acid receptor subunit pi (gene gabrzb). Gene Ontology annotation, molecular function: neurotransmitter receptor activity; GABA-A receptor activity; extracellular ligand-gated monoatomic ion channel activity. Lineage: Eukaryota; Metazoa; Chordata; Actinopteri; Gadiformes; Gadidae. Gene Ontology annotation, biological process: chemical synaptic transmission; nervous system process; monoatomic ion transmembrane transport. Gene Ontology annotation, cellular component: synapse; neuron projection; membrane. The record is from RefSeq and is a predicted model, not a curated record. The transcript is spliced from 10 exons. The coding region runs from base 326 to 1717 and encodes 463 amino acids.